AUGAAUAUCAUCCUCAGUCAUAAAGCCGCCAGUCCACACCCACAAGCGGAGAAAUUCACGGCCCUCGACAAUUUCUUUUCUCAAGCAUUCAGCGCAGAGCCAUACCAUAAGAAUUUCAACUUCUUUUGGAAGACUGUAGCAAUCAUGUCCAAGAUCACAGUCGCCGGAGUGCGCCAGAAUGUCGAGAACCUUCUCAACUACUCUCUCAAUGAGAAGAAGCGUAACUUCAACGAGACCGUUGAGCUUCAGAUCGGCCUGAAGAACUACGAUCCCCAGCGCGAUAAGCGUUUCUCCGGCACCAUCAAGCUGCCUACCGUCCCCCGCCCCAACAUGGCCAUCUGUAUUCUUGGUGACCAGCACGAUCUUGACCGUGCUAAGCACCACAGCAUCGAUGCCAUGUCCGUUGACGAUCUCAAGAAGCUCAACAAGAACAAGAAGCUCAUCAAGAAGCUUGCUCGCAAGUACGAUGCCUUCCUUGCUUCCGAGGGUCUCAUCAAGCAGAUUCCCCGUCUCCUCGGUCCCGGUCUCUCCAAGGCCGGAAAGUUCCCUACCCCCGUCUCCCACGCUGAGGACAUGGCCGUCAAGGUCACCGACGUCAAGUCCACCAUCAAGUUCCAGCUCAAGAAGGUUCUGUGCCUCGGUGUUGCCAUCGGUAACGUCGAGAUGGAGAAGGAGGCUCUUGUUGCCAACCUGAUGCUCGCCAUCAACUACCUCGUCUCCCUCCUCAAGAAGGGCUGGCAGAACGUUGGCAGUCUUGUCAUCAAGGCUUCCAUGUCUCCCCCCCACCGUGUCUACUAG
Penicillium expansum is the source of this 798-nucleotide messenger RNA. RefSeq names its product 60S ribosomal uL1 domain-containing protein. Bases 1 to 798 code for a protein of 265 amino acids. Gene Ontology annotation, molecular function: structural constituent of ribosome; RNA binding. The transcript has 4 exons. The record is from RefSeq and is a predicted model, not a curated record. Lineage: Eukaryota; Fungi; Ascomycota; Eurotiomycetes; Eurotiales; Aspergillaceae. Gene Ontology annotation, cellular component: large ribosomal subunit. Gene Ontology annotation, biological process: translation.